Molecule: messenger RNA, 2001 nt
Organism: Notechis scutatus (mainland tiger snake)
Lineage: Eukaryota; Metazoa; Chordata; Lepidosauria; Squamata; Elapidae
Source: RefSeq, a predicted model, not a curated record
AUGUGCUGUCCAGCCAGUGAUUCAGGAUACAGAACAGGCAACCUUAUUAAAGUUGCAGCUGCUGUUUAUGAGUGGACUACCGAGAGCUGCAACAGCCAAACCCUUUCCCUCCGCUACGUUCUUAGAGGCUCCGCGGCGUCUUCAUCCGGGGUCUUUGCGCCCUCCCCUCACCUGCGGGCCCUUGACUACCAAAGCGCGUCGGCGGGGUUCGCCCUCGACCGGCGUCUUCGCCUGGCGGUCUGGAAAGGCGACCUUCGCUCCAGGCGGGAGACGGAGAGCGGGGACGAUUCUCGAGUUGCGCGGGAAAAGAACGGAGAGAAGACCCAAGUCGGAAAAAAAAAUAUCUCCCCAACUUUUUCGACCGUAGCUAGAUUCUCUCUCUCGGUUUAUUUAAACCCUGCGGACCAAAGGUGGAAUCCAGGCAAAUGGGAGGAAUUGCCCCGUCUUCAAGUGUGCGUUAAAGUGAACCAGCGCGGAUAUGAGCUUCUAGAAGAACUGUUGACUUAUGAUGACAUCUUUUUGGAUUUUUUUAAUGCUUUCCUGGCUCUGCCUGCUUUUCCUCUUAGACUGCAGUAUGACCGACUUACAGGAAGGCUGCAGGAGCUAGAUGGCUUCCUCUUGGAAUCUCCCAGUCAUUUGGCAGACGAAGCAAGUUCAUCAUGUUAUGGAGCAACUGAUGCAGAGAGAGAAAGGGCCCUAAGCUGGUUAGCUCAGGAGCGCUUUCUCCCGUUUCAAAGGACUGUCUAUUAUUUGGAAUACAAAUUAGCAAAGUUGCUAGUAUGUCCUCUGGAUGAGAACUACCCAGUGAAUCGCUAUGCCAUUCGUGGUUACAGUCGUCAGUCUGAUAGUACCGCCAUUUCCAGCAUCCCCAGCUUUCCAUCAACAAAUCAGGCAUCACCUGGUAUACGGAGGGAUGACUUGCUCAGAUGUCCUAGUCAAACACGUAGCACCCCAGCCUAUCGAGCAGGCCGUUUUACAAAAUCAUCUGGCCAAAUGUCCCUUGAUGUUUUCUUGGAGCUCUCUGAUAUUUUGAGCUUUGGCCAAUCCCAAUUUGAAGAACAUCCAAGCAGAUUCCAGCACUCAAGACUCAGACCAGACACCGGUAUAGAAAAGAGAAAUGGAAGUAGUUGGACAAAUGCUGGUGAACAAGUGAUAUCUUCAGUUCAUCUGUGCAAAACUGAACCUAAUCAAGAGGCCAUUGAGGUUCAUAACACUUGUAAUUAUAAGAAGCCACCCUCAGGACGCCGGCAGGUUUUGCAAUUUGACCUGACAGAAACAAGUAUUUCAAAAGAAGAGCAACAGUGUUUUCCUUCUGGUUCUGGAAGUGCUGCUUUGCAGCAACUUAAAGAAGACGUCCUAGGAACUAGAGCUGGCAUGGAGGACUUUAUGGAAUUCCUCCAUAACACAUUAGGAAGCCACCUGUUAAACUUCUGGAUUGAUUGUGAAGAUAUCAUGGAUUGCACCAGGCACUUGGAGGCCACAGUUUCACUACAGGAAACACAGCUGUUCUUCUCCAGUGCCUUUCGGGAUAUUCAAGCCAAGUAUAGGCUGGCCGUCCCUCCUGCUUUUCAAGAACAGCUUGAGGAAAGUGUAGGGGAAGAGGAGACAGCUUUUGCUUCCUUGAGCAGGAAACAAUAUGAUGCCUUAAGACGAUUGCGUUCUUACUGGGUUCCCCGAUUCCUAAUUCACUAUCAGAGAAUCAGGCAGUUAAGGUUUGAACCCUGUUCAGAGGUGCCUAUUGAAGAGGAGCUUUCCUGGAGUGGCGGUUUCCCAUUUUCUUUGCCUGUGCUUCCUGCUGUGGGUGACCAAAAGGACACGGUGAACUACAUGAAAAGAAACAAAGACUGGAAAAUGAGGAAAAGCAGAAAAGGAACUGGGUCAAACCGAACGUUGAGGUCCCUUAAUGACUCCUUUGAAACCCUGACAACCAUCCAGUUUCUUGAGGCAUUGAUGUGCGACCUGGGAGAUGGGGAUGGUUUCCUUCACUACUUGACUCGGUGA